Molecule: messenger RNA, 2054 nt
Organism: Cuscuta europaea
Lineage: Eukaryota; Viridiplantae; Streptophyta; Magnoliopsida; Solanales; Convolvulaceae
Source: the annotation of a GenBank genome assembly
CCCCAUUUCUAUUUCCGAAAUUGGAACCUAUAUAAUGACAAGAAAGUGAUCAAUCUAGCUCUCACAACUCUAGAUCAUCUCCGAACGGCUCCUUAAUUUGUCCAAGAGUUUCCAUCUUAUGGGUUCGACGGGAAAAGGGAGCCAGCUGCUGAGGAGCCGAGCCGAGUGGGACGGCGGCGAGGAAGACGACAGCUUAUUCGCGUUGCAGCUAGCAACCGCUGCAGUGCUUCCGAUGGUGCUGAAGGCAGCGGUGGAGCUGGACCUGCUGGAGCUGAUGGCUAAAGCCGGGCCGGGAGCAGCCGUCUCCCCUUCUAUGCUGGCGGCUCAACUCCCCACAACUAACCCGGACGCAGCCGUCAUGCUGGACCGGAUUCUCCGGCUGCUCUGCUCCCACUCUGUCUUGAAUUGCUCUUUCCGGACCCUCCCUGACGGCAGGGCGGAGCGGCUCUAUAGCCUUGCCCCAGUAUGCAAGUAUUUGACUAAGAACUCCGACGGCGCUUCUAUGGCGCCAUUCUUGCUCAUGAAUCAUGACAAAGUCUUCAUGGAAAGCUGGUAUCUCUUAAGAGAAGCAAUACUUGAGGGCGGGAUACCUUUCAACAUGGCGUACGAGAUGAGUUUAUUUGAAUAUCUCAGUAAAGACACAAAAUUCAACAAGAUCUUCAACCGUGGAAUAUCAGACCUCUCUACCCUUACAAUGAAGAAGAUUCUAGAAGGUUACAAUGGAUUCGAAGGGCUCAAAUCUUUGGUGGAUGUGGGUGGCGGAACUGGUGUCACUCUUAACAUGAUUCUCUCUAAACAUCCUAAUGUUAAGGGCAUUAACUUUGAUUUGCCUCACGCUAUUCAUGAUGCACUUCCUUAUCACGGAAUUGAGCAUAUCAGUGGAGACAUGUUUAUGGGUGUGCCCGAAGGAGAUGCCAUUUUUAUGAAGUGGAUAUGUCAUGAUUGGAGUGAUGAUCAUUGUCUGAAAAUCUUGAAGAAUUGCUUUGAAGCACUUCCGAAAGAUGGUAAAGUGAUUAUAGCAGAGUGCAUUCUACCAGAACAAUCAGACACCUCCCAAGCGGACAAAAGUGUGAUCCAAUCUGAUAUCCUCAUGUUAGCAUAUUGUCCCGGCGGGAAAGAGAGGACUGAAAAAGAAUUUGAGGUCCUCGCUAAGGGUGCCGGUUUCAAACAGUUUCGCAAGGUUUAUUUCGCUCUCAACACUUGGGUCAUGGAACUCUACAAAUGAAUCAACUCCAUCAUUUUGAACUUUCUGGUUUAGUUGUUCUAUUCGCACUUUCAUUUUUAGAAUAAAUGGACUUGUUGUGGGAACAAAAAUGAAAGAAUCCGGGGAUGAGGAACAUCCCAAUAAUAUAGUUUUAAUGUAGUUCUGUAAGGUGUUACUUUUAAGGCUAAAGGGUACAAAUAGACCCUCAAACUAACUUAAAAACUGCAAAUCACCCCUUAUAUAGGAGGUUUAUCCGGCCGUCGCUAUUUGGGGCGGUUCCCGGUGAAAUGUUUUGAUGAAAUUUUUUGAGCAUCUUCUUCAUUAAAUCUAAGUUACUUAUACCAAAUUUGAGCUAAAAAAUCAAUCGGGAAUGCAGUCAAAUGAAUUUUUGAAGAUAACUGCGUUGUUUAACAGCGCAGUACAUUUCUGAAAAAUCAUUUGACUGUCUUCCUCGUUGAAUUUUUAUCUCAAAUUUGGUAUGGGUGAACUAGACUUAAUAAGAAGAUGCAUAAAAAAUUUCAUCAAAAAAAUCCACCGGGAACCGCCCCAAAUGGCGAUGGUCGGACAGAGCCUCCUAUAUAAUGAGUGAUUUGCACUUUUUAAGUUAGUUCGAGGACAUAUUUGACCCUUUAGCCUAGUUUUAAUAGUCAUUUGAAUACAAUUAAUUGCUUAACUUGUGGGAUUAACUACCAUGCAUCCACCAUUAGUCCAUUACUCAAGUAACCAUGUAAUGACUUGUGUUGACAAAUGGAGUGGAUCGGAUUGGUACUGCUCUAAUAUCAUGACUGAACUCAACUAGUUAUAUUAGUUAUAUGGUCUCAUUUCUUUUUGGGCAUAAAUUUUAAUAAAG